Hyla sarda is the source of this 3842-nucleotide messenger RNA. It is a transcript of the gene M1AP, whose product is annotated as meiosis 1 associated protein. The transcript is spliced from 10 exons. The record is from RefSeq and is a predicted model, not a curated record. NCBI's taxonomy places the organism in Eukaryota, Metazoa, Chordata, Amphibia, Anura, Hylidae. Bases 150 to 1616 code for a protein of 488 amino acids. Gene Ontology annotation, biological process: male meiosis chromosome separation; spermatogenesis; meiosis I.
GCUAGUGGGCGGGUCUAUCGCCUAUUGGCUGCGUCUGGUACCGCGCGCCCGAUAAGAGAAACCGGGACCUGAAAGAGGAAGAACGGGACAGAACCGAGGAGAGACGGAAAGAACAAGACCGAGUAGAGACAAAGAGAACAGGACUGAGGAUGUUUUCCCGUUCGGCCGCUGAGCAUAUCAGUGUCUACCCUCGUGUGCUGGUGUUAGAUGUGAACCCCCCAGGAUGGGCUGUGGUGAAGUCUGUACUGUGUGAGGCGCUCAGUAAUGUCCUGUGUCUAGGAGCAGCCACUGCACAACCGGGAGAACGACUGAGUAUAUAUACCGUAAGAGAGAGACACCAGUGCCUGCUCCCACUGCUGGACAUGAGAGGAAAUCUGUUUCGCCUCCAGCGAUGUCUAUCUGAGCUGAAGACUCUACCAGUGGAAGGUUGUGGAGCUCUGAGGAACAGGACGCUUUCCAUGGCGGUGUUGGACUCCCUGCAGCAGAACAAGCAGCGGAUGCUGCAUAACUCCUCCGGGGCCACACUACACAGCUGUCUUGUGGAGGUGACUAUUGUCUCCACUCGGCCAGGACGUGAGCUCAUCUGUGACCUGGAUGAUGGUUUGCAGGACGCUGAUCUGAGUACGUUGCGUCGGCUGCUUGUUCUCCACAUCUCAUCUGAGCUGGAGGAGAGCGGGUCUCCAGAACCUGAGACGCCUCCAGGCCAGGGCUCCCAUGUCUAUGACAUUGACAGUCAUGUCGCUCUGCCAGACGUUCUGAGCCUGGAGAUUUUCUUCAAGUCGUGGCUGCUGGAGCGCAGUGGAGAGAAAGAGAAGUGUCACCUGGUAUUUUCUGAAGGAGCCUCAGACUUAGAAGUCAUGUGCGAUGUGAACCGGCCUCUUCUCAAUCCAGGGCUUCUCCUUGGAGAGGGAGAUGGAGCGCAUCCUAGAGGGUCGGCCCUGACUGCCAACCCCAGAGUCACCCAAGCCUUCAAAGUCAUCAGGGUCGUAUCUUUAUCUGGUGUCUGUGGCUCCAUGUUUUAUGGACUGCCGACUAUCCUUACCCCCACUGCAUGCUGGGAGCUAGACUGGGAUCAGCUGGAGGCCAACCAAGACUACUUCCAUGCGCUGUGUCACUGCUUACAGUCACAGCAGAAUGCCCUUGUUGCUUGCUCUACUCAGCUUGGUUCCUCCUCGGCUCCUUCUGUCCUCUCUCACGUCCUGGUGUCAGCAGCUGAUUCUGCCGCUCUGCUUCUCCGCCCGAUCGCUGUAAGAGAACUUGUCCUCAUCAUGAAGCUGCCGCCUUUACCACCCACCAUGGCAGAAAACGCUCUUCAACGAGUACAGGAUGUGCUGCGCAGCCUGGACACUGAUACCUUAUAUAACCCCCUACAGAUGAGUAGCAAUCUAUACUGCCAUCUCCAGGCUGCACUCACACAGACACAGAACCCCCGGCGUCACAUCUCUACAACACAGGGAACAGCAGGGCCAAGCAGACAGGUAAAUUUUCCAGGUAGAAAAGCCAGAGCCACCAUUGCUCCCUUACAUUUUGCUGCUCCAGGUCUUAGUAAGCGCAAACAUAUAGAGAAUGACAGCCCGUCCCCCAAGAGGAGGUUUCUAUGUGAUAAAGAGGUCUGAACUGUAUGUUGGCUUCAUAUUCUCCAUUGUACUGUGCUCUUUUCUGUUCUAGUUUUUAUUUUUUAUUUAUAUUUUUUAGCAGAAUUCAAUCCAGCAAUCUCAUUGUGAUAGCACUGCCCUCAUACACAUGGGUCCUGAGGUGUCAGUAUAACAGCACUGCCCUCAUACACAUGGGUCCUGAGCUGUCAAUAUAACAACGCUACCCUCAUACACACUGGUCCUGAGAUGUCACUAUAACAGCACUGCCCUUAUACACAUGGGUCCUGAGGUGUCAGUAUAACAGCACUGCCCUCAUACACAUGGGUCCCGAGGCAUCAGUAUAACAGCGCUGCCCUCAUACACACUGGUCCUGAGAUGUCACUAUAACAGCACUGCCCUCAUACACACAGGUCCUGAGCUAUCAAUAUAACAGCACUGCCCUCAUACACAUGGGUCCUGAGGUGUCAGUAUAACAGCACUGCCCUCAUACACAUGGGUCCUGAGGUGUCAGUAUAACAGCACUGCCCUCAUACACACAGGUCUUGAGCUAUCAAUAUAACAGCACUGCCCUCAUACACACAGGUCCUGAGCUGUCAAUAUAACAGCACUGCCCUCAUACACACAGGUCCUGAGCUGUCAAUAUAACAGCACUGCCCUCAUACACACAGGUCCUGAGCUGUCAAUAUAACAGCACUGCCCUUAUACACAUGGGUCCCGAGGCAUCAGUAUAACAGCGCUGCCCUCAUACACAUGGGUCCCGAGGUGUCAGUAUAACAGCACUACCCUGAUACACACGUGUCCUGAGGUGUCAGUAUAACAGCACUGCCCUCAUACACAUGGGUCCUGAGGUGUCAGUAUAACAGCACUGCCCUCAUACACACGGGCCCUGAGGUGUCAGUAUAACAGCGCUGCCCUCAUACACACUGGUCCUGAGAUGUCACUAUAACAGCACUGCCCUCAUACACAUGGGUCCCGAGGUGUCAGUAUAACAGCGCUGCCCUGAUACACAUGGGUCCUGAGGUGUCAGUAUAACACCACUGCCCUCAUACACAUGGGUCCUGAGGUGUCAGUAUAACAGCACUGCCCUCAUACACACAGGUCCUGAGGUGUCAGUAUAACAGCACUGCCCUUAUACACAUGGGUCCUGAGGUGUCAGUAUAAUAGCACUGCCCUCAUACACAUGGGUCCUGAGGUGUCAGUAUAACAGCACUGCCCUCAUACACACAGGUCCUGAGGUGUCAGUAUAACAGCACUGCCCUUAUACACAUGGGUCCUGAGGUGUCAGUAUAAUAGCACUGCCCUCAUACACACAGGUCCUGAGGUGUCAGUAUAACAGCACUGCCCUUAUACACAUGGGUCCUGAGGUGUCAGUAUAAUAGCACUGCCCUCAUACACAUGGGUCCUGAGAUGUCACUAUAACAGCACUGCCCUUAUACACAUGGGUCCUGAGGUGUCAGUAUAACAGCACUGCCCUCAUACACACAGGUCCUGAGAUGUCACUAUAACAGCACUGCCCUCAUACACAUGGGUCCUGAGGUGUCAGUAUAACAGCACUGCCCUCAUACACAUGGGUCCUGAGGUAUCAAUAUAACAGCACUGCCCUUAUACACAUGGGUCCUGAGGCAUCAGUAUAACAGCGCUGCCCUCAUACACAUGGGUUCCGAGGUGUCAGUAUAAGGCUAGGUUCAGACUACGGAAUCUCCAGGCAGAAAAUUUCCACCCAGAGAUUCCGAGUGCGGCCAGCGCCGGCUGAAUCAGUCGGCUCUAGGACCGUGCGGACACUGCAGUCUCCAAUAGACUGCAAUGUGUUCCGCGCAGAUUUCCACCUGAAGAAAGAGCACCGCCUUUCUUCAGGCGGCAAUUUCUAAGCGGAUUUUCCGCUUCACAAAUUCCGAAGUGUGAAUUUGUGAACGGAAACCCAUUCACUACACUAGACAUUUUAGCAAGCGGAAUUUCGGACGGAAAUUUUACGACUGAAUUUCUGUCGGAAAUUCCGUAGUCUGAACCUAGCCUAACGGUACUGCCCUCAUACACAUGGGUCCCAAGGUGUCAGUAUAACAGCACUGCCCUCAUACACAUGGGUCCUGAGGUGUCAGGAUAACAGUGAUAUACACACACAGAUCCACAGCAAUGUAUGUAAAAAAAAAAAUAUUGUUAUUAUUAAAUGUUGUAUUUGUACAUUUUUUUUUUUAUAUUUUUUGUAUGUUCUAUCUAUCUGAGUAUUGGAGUUCUUCACGUUAACAUUAG